Molecule: messenger RNA, 1131 nt
Organism: Loa loa (African eye worm)
Lineage: Eukaryota; Metazoa; Nematoda; Chromadorea; Rhabditida; Onchocercidae
Exons: 3
Coding region: 106-501 (131 amino acids)
Source: RefSeq, a predicted model, not a curated record
AAGUGGACAGGUGGAGUGGUUUACAUUGUCUCACAUAUAACGAGGUUGAGGAAUUGCGCAUACGAUCACUUCCACUUUGUCUCCACAAGACCACGAUAAUCACAUAUGACAAUCAAGGCAAGCCGUUUCAUUAAUACACUCAUGGAUGCACGCCUAUUUCAGGUCUGCUCAUCUGCUGCCUAUAACGCCAAGAUGAUAUCCAGGCUAAUUAUCGCGCCCUCCAUAGAACUACGGAUGUUAUCUUCCCCAUCAGUGCUCGGCAACGGAUCUAGAACGUUUCUGUUUCGUUCUCGUCUUCCACAAGUAGACGUACAGAGUCCUUACGCUGAUCCUACACGUAUAAGAGUUGAAGCUCCGGAUGACGUUUUUAUUACAGUGAAAAGUCCCGAAGAGAAUAUCGCUUUGGAUUUACCAAAUCCAUUAGUUGGAUUAUUCACCAAAUUGUCCACAUUUACCAAGAAGCUCUCUUGUUUUGGUGUUAAUCAGAAAGAAAAGCGCUGAUUAAGAUCUUUUUAUCAAUACUGUAAAAGCAAACGUUUUCGAACCGGUAGAAUAACACAGCAGGUUGCGGUCGGAGCUUCGAACUUUGAAGAUGAUAGAUGCACAUAUUGGUUGAUUUUAAGUGUUUAAGUUUUGAUGUAAAAGAACUUGUUUUAGAAAUCCGCUUUGAUAUAUUUCAGUAUAUUCAGUUUCAAUUUCAGUAGUGGUUGAUAUAUUCAGUAGACUUUGAUAUAUUUCAGUAGCAUCAUUCAGUAGACCAAAUUCUCAGAGAAAUGCGUCAUGCCGAAUGAGCAGUUUCCAUUACUUUUUGCUUUUUCAAAAGUUUAAUCUCUAAUGUAGCAAGCGAUAUUUUAACAUAGUCCGAUAAUCAUCAGGUUUUCCAUUUGUCUGCUGUUCUGAAACAUGAAUAAUAUGUCGUAAUAUCUUUUUUUUAUUGGUCAAUUUCUUUUUGGUGAUGAUGGAUUUGUGUUACAAGUAGCAAACUAAUUUGAUGCAGAUUAGAACUGAAGAAUAAAUUCUAGCUAAGUUCAUAUGAUCUCAUAACUGCGCUGCAAUUGUUCCUAUUUUGUAUUAUGGAGUGAAGGAUUUUAAAUUGUCAACUGUGGCAAAAGAUUCAUUCCUGUACUCAGC